Molecule: messenger RNA, 342 nt
Organism: Protopolystoma xenopodis
Lineage: Eukaryota; Metazoa; Platyhelminthes; Monogenea; Polystomatidea; Polystomatidae
Source: the annotation of a GenBank genome assembly
AUGCUUUAUAUAUUUGUUCUUGAUCGCUUAAAUAGAUUUGUCGAAACUGUCGUUUUUUAUUGUUUCAGGCUUUCAGAUGUCAAAACAAUGGCGGACCGCAUUAUUCAGAUGCGGCGUAGACUAGUUGAGCUACUUAAUCACGCUGGUUCCGUUCAUAAUUGGCGUCAUAUUACCGAUCAGAUUGGCAUGUUCUGUUAUUCUGGCCUCAAGCCUCAUCAGGUUGAGAGGCUUACUAAAGAAUUCUCAAUUUACUUGACAAAGGAUGGCCGGAUUAGCAUAGCAGGUGUCUCAAACAAAAACGUUGAAUACGUGGCAAAUGCUAUCCACGAGGUGACCAAAUAA